AUGUUUAAUUCUUCCCGCUCAACUCUGGAUUACUUUAGCACUAUUGGUUUGACGAAUACUGGUAACACCUGCUUUAUGAAUGCACCACUUCAGGCCAUCUUAAACAAUACCUUGGUUUUGGAACCUGAUAAUAGCACAGUUGUGAAAAGAUUGAACGAUAUUCCGGUUCCAAUGAAGGAAAUGUGGAAGGGCAAGGUUGUGGUGAGAGAUCUUGUUGUAGUCUUUACUGGUAUGAACAGUCGUCGUCGGGUGUUUACCCCUCCCCGAAUGUUGGCUGCUAAACAGAAUAACAGGUCUGGCCUAAAUGCUUUUUUCACGCGAGCACAGUCUGUGAUGGGAAACAGCCAUCCUGGUACCGAAACACCCAAUCCUACAACCCCUCCUCCUCCUCUUGACCAAAUCAUGGAUGUUGACAAUAUCCAAAACGAUGAUGCUGCUGAAUUUUUCAGAUUCAUUCUAGAUUCCAUCCAGGUAGCAGUGGUAGAAGCUGAUCAGACUUUGGUGCCUUUCAAGUCGUCCUACAUUGCAAACGAGGUUAUUCCUGUAGAAUAUGAGGAUGUAAACGUCAUUGUAGAUGAUGUAGUUGGUAAUAACUUUCCAGUCAAUUUUUUCACUGGCCAUGAUAUGACGAAGAUGGGACCCAUUGUUUGUUUCACUCCCACUUACCGAUAUAGUGGCACACCCAGACUGAGAAUGAACAUUCCACCUAGUUCUGGUGGUGUAGUUGAACAACAUUUAUAUCAUUUGCAUGCAGUUGUGAUGUUUGUCUCCGAGGGACAUUAUAUUUCAUAUAUUCGUGACCAUACAAACAGUCAAUGGUGGGAGUAUAAUGAUACUACUGUGCAAAAGGUGAACUCUCGAAAGAUACGUGGAGUUAUUAAACUGUUGAUUUAUAUCCGUCGUCAACUGUUGAAUAAUUUUAUUGCUGUAAAUUAUUAA
Molecule: messenger RNA, 939 nt
Organism: Mucor mucedo
Lineage: Eukaryota; Fungi; Mucoromycota; Mucoromycetes; Mucorales; Mucoraceae
Exons: 5
Coding region: 1-939 (312 amino acids)
Biological process (GO): protein deubiquitination
Molecular function (GO): cysteine-type deubiquitinase activity
Source: RefSeq, a predicted model, not a curated record